Salvelinus sp. IW2-2015 is the source of this 1655-nucleotide messenger RNA. The record is from RefSeq and is a predicted model, not a curated record. NCBI's taxonomy places the organism in Eukaryota, Metazoa, Chordata, Actinopteri, Salmoniformes, Salmonidae.
GRGAGACCUGACCACUGCUCUGAGAGCGAAGGGAGUCCCUCUACAUCAGGACUACCUGAACAACACCAGGGGAAUCACACAGCUAAGAAGAUUCAUUGCUGUUCAGUGUGUGGAAAAAACUGUCACAAGUUAUCAAAACUACAAACACAUAUGAGAACUCACACAGGAGAAAAACCGUACUCCUGCUCUGUCUGUGGGAAGCAAUUCAGUGAGAAUGGAAACCUGAAAAAACACCAGACGUUGCACACAGGAGAGAAGCUGUACAGUUGCUCCGUGUGCGGGGAAAGUUUCUCUUCAUCGUCAAAUCUUACCAAACACCAGAGAACACACACAGGAGAGAGUCCAGUGUCUGUAGCUGUAGAAGAGUGUGGUCUGACAUCAGCACUGGUUAUCAAAGUGAAAGAGGAGGAAAAGGAUCCUGCUUUUGCAGAGAGACAUGACCACUGCACUGACAGUGAAGGGAGUCCAUCUACAUCAGAACUACCUGAACAACACCAGGGGAAUCACACAGCUAAGAAAAUUCACUGCUGUUCAGUGUGUGGACAAGACUGCAAAAAGUUAUCAAAACUGCUAAUACAUAUGAGAAUACACACAGGAGAAAAGCCAUACCCUUGCUCUGUGUGUGGAAAGCAGUUCCGUGUAAAAAGACAUCUCCAAGACCACCAGACAGUGCACACUGGAGAGAAACCUUACGUCUGCUCCAAAUGUGACAAGAGGUUUGGUUUCGCCUCAGCCUUGAAAAGGCACCAGUGGUUACACAUAGAAGAGAAACCUUACUCCUGCUCUGUGUGUGGGAAGGGUUUUAGCUUACAAUCACGCAUGAAGGAACACUUCCUGAUGCACUCAGGAGAAAAACCCCACUCCUGCUCUGUCUGUGGAAAGAGUUUCAGCCGUCCAGAUCAGUUAAAGGACCACUCUCUGCAACAUGCAGGGAAACCCCACCACUGUUCUGUGUGUGAGCUAAGCUUUGCCUUGUCUAAACAACUCCUGAAGCAUGAGAAGACUCACACAGGAAAGAGACCUUAUAGUUGCUCUGUGUGUGGGAAGAGUUUCAGCGAGAAGGCGUAUCUUGAAGACCACCGGUCAGUGCAYACUGGGGAGAAACGACAUCCUUGCCCUGAUUGUGACAAGAAGUUUGGAUGUGCUUCAUCCCUGCGUAAACACGGACUGUUACACAUAGAAGGGAAAUCCCACUCCUGUUCUGUGUGUGGGAAGAGUUUUUCUGAAGCACGUUACUUGAAGGAGCAUUUCCGGACACACACUGGAGAGAAACCUUUCUCCUGCUCUGUCUGCGAAAAGAGUUUUGCAAGAUCAGCAAGCCUUAAAGUCCACCACAGAUAUCAUACAGGAGAGAAACCUUACAGCUGUGCUAAAUGCGGCCAGAGCUUCAUUAGUUCUCAAAAACUUCAGAGACAUCAGAAAACUCAUGCUGGUUUACCACCUGUUGAGUUUCAAAACCCUGUUCCAAUUGAAGGAGAGAGGGAGGGAGAAGAUGAGGAAGAGGAAGUUGGUGGUCUGAUUAAUUCAGAUGGAGAAGCGGUUGGUUGGGAUCUUCAUCGUCUCGACGAGGGUUCGGAGGGGAGAGCCUCUACAUCAGGAGAACCUAAAGAAACCUAGGGGAAUCUCAAAGCUCAGAGAUACAGUUGCUCUGUGUG